Molecule: messenger RNA, 2808 nt
Organism: Colletes gigas
Lineage: Eukaryota; Metazoa; Arthropoda; Insecta; Hymenoptera; Colletidae
Gene: Dronc
Product: caspase-6-like
Exons: 6
Coding region: 215-1519 (434 amino acids)
Biological process (GO): proteolysis; regulation of apoptotic process
Molecular function (GO): cysteine-type endopeptidase activity
Source: RefSeq, a predicted model, not a curated record
UGACUCAUUUCAACAUGCCAAGGUUUAAUGAACGCUAGUAAUUGUUAAAUUAGUUUUAGCUUACUCGUAAUCGUAGUAUCAAUUUAACACGGAAAAAGUUUGCUGAAUUAAGGAAUGCAACUUCUACAACUGCAUAAGACAUAUUGUGACUACAUUGAGAGAGGAAAACGUUAAUUUCCUUCGAAGGAAUGUAAAUUUUAUAUUAAUACUUGACAUGAAUCAAACGCAUCGAGACAUAAUAGAUUCAUGUUACGAAUCUAUCGUACCUAAAAUAGAUUUAUUCAAGUUAUGGCCAAAGUUAUUGGAAAAUAAAGUUUUUAAUAGAGACGAUGUAAAUAUUCUACGUUGGAAGAAGAAUUUCGCGGACGAAGCAACUGUGGGAGACGUAUAUUUAACUGUAAAAACACGGGGACCGUUUGCAUUUGACGGUCUUGUUACAAGUCUCCGGCAAAGUAAUCAUGGCAAUUUAGCUGAUACUUUAGAACAGAAGAAUACCACGUUCCUUAACAAUGAAAUCCAAACGAACGAUAAUGAAGAGACUGUAAUAAAUUAUAGUACCACUAAGGAAACAAAUUUUAUUCCAACUAUAGAAGGACAAGACAACUUCUAUCACAAUAUGCAAAUGUCGGAUAAACCCUUACAAAUUCAAGUACGAAAAGCUACAAAGUUUUUAGACGGACCUGUGUACGAGCAUGUUCAAAGAUAUCCAAUGCGUAGUAAACCUCGUGGAUUAGUUUUAAUAAUUACAAAUAUACAAUACAAAUAUUCGAAUGAAAAACCUAGAAAUUCGGCCGCGCAUGAUGAAGUGAAUCUAAGAAAUUUGUUUACACAAAUGGGUUUUAUUGUUAUUUCUCAUUUUGAUCUAACAGGGGAGGAAUUACUGAAGAAGGUAAAAGAAUUUUCUCAACAUCAAGAUUUACGAAAAGUUGAUUCAUGCUUUGUCAUUGUGAGCAGUCAUGGUAGCGUAAGUGCCCAUACUGAAAUCACAGAAAUAGAAGGCGUGGAUUAUAAUCCUGAGAGUAAAGUAGAGAAUUCUAAACGUGUUUUAUGCGUGGAUAUUUUGGACUAUUUUACUGCACAAGUUUGUCCCCAUCUUGCAGGGAAACCAAAGAUUUUUAUCUUUCAAUUAUGUAGGGGAGAAAAAUCGCAAAAUUCAAUAAAAAUACCGAGACACACGACGGAUACAAAUAAUUUUAAUUCGUCUGAGGAAAUGGUCCAUCUCAAGGCAAAUAGUAACGAUACGAUUAGAAAUUACGCGGACAUGUUUGUCGCACACGCUACUCUUCCAGGAUACGUUGCUUUUCGAGAUACAAUAACCGGCAGUUGGUUUAUACAAAUUUUGUGCGAAGUAUUUAUGAACUAUGCGUGUAUAACUCAUCUUCAGGAUUUACUAAACAUGGUCGAUGAACGAUUAAAUAAACAACGAACUACGAAGGAGGAAUGUCAAACUUUAGCGGUAACAUCGAUAGGAUUUAAUAAACAUUGUUACCUCAACCCCGGUCUUUUCGAAGAAACAUAGUCAAAACAAUUUACGAUAAAGCAACCUUUAACACGUUGAAUGCAAUUGUAGGUACCGAUACUUUGUCAUAAACAAAUCCUAAUAUUUGUAAACUUUUAUAUGAAAUUACUAUUGUUAGGAAUACUAUAAUAGAAUAAGCAUACACGCCAUUAAAUUAUUAAAUGUUCCUAGUUAUAUACUGAGAAUAAUUCAGUAUAAAUGGGAAGACAGAAAAAACUCAUUCAGCAUUCAAUGUGUUAAAAUAUUUAUCAAAGUUGUUAUUUUUAUAUUAACUUGUCAUGAAUUAUCGAAGGAAUCUGAUGAAGUUUAUCCAUCAGACGAGUUCGGAUUGUUUUAUACUUUUUAUUACAUUUUAUAAAAUUGAUUAAGAAAUAUAUAAAUUUAUACGUAAUCUACAUAUAAUUUAUUUCUGUGCAAAAAGUUUCUUAGCUUUUCGAAAUCGUUAGCCCUGCGUGCUCCAGUAAUACUAUUAGCGAAAAGCAACGGUUAUACGUAAAAAUUUAUGUAAUGAAAGUUUUGCUGCAGUCGGAAACUAAGAAUAGGUUAGGUAAGUAGCAUAUUAUAACGGAAGUUAACCCACAUUUAAUUAUGUAUAUUAAAUUAUUUUAGUACGAUUCACCAUAUAGUUUUCCAGAUAUUCAAAAUUCAUGUUUGCCUCGUUAUGUCCAAACUGAUACUCUAUCAGUAACUGAGAUUGCAGCUAAAGUUUAGGCAAAAUGAAUCGAAGUUUCAAUUUUAGUGAAAUUGGCCAUAAGACGUCGAAAUAUGAUUGAUCUAAAAAUUUGAUUUGUGGCUUUCUUUACGCCUAUGCAGCCAUUGAUUACGGUGCUUGAUAAAUAUGGCGACGUUGCUCUUAUUCGAUAUCACAUAGUGAGAUAUCUACACUAAAAAAAGCGGAAAAGUUAUUUUUAUAAAGAUAUCUUGUAAUAAAAAAUUUGUUCGAAAUUUUUAAAUGUAAAAACGUUUUCAAAUAGUAAAUCUACGAUACGAUUCACAGGGGUACAGUUUUCCAAUAGAAGUAGGGUUAUGUCAUAUAGUUUGUUUUUUAAUUAAAUUUUCUUUGCGUAUUUUUUUAUGUUCUAACACAUUUUUUGUAUGAAACUUCUUUUACAUUACAAACGAUUUUUUAUGACGCUUCCGCUUGUAAGAAAUUAUAAUCGAUUGCAACCAUGCGAUGUUAUUAUGACCUACAACUUGAACACUACGCAACUCAAGAAUACUGUUUCUUGUUUAGCAAUUCUUAUUAAUUUUGUCGAUAUUUUCAUAUUCUAACCGAAGCAAUUGUUGAA